AUGAUACCCCAAAGGCAAAAGCCAGGCAGUCAGGGAAAAAGGUACUGGCAAAAAAAGAAAAGCCUUUAUGAUGAAUACCUUGCUGACUCUGGGGACAGCGAAGAAGUGGGGGCUGAUGAAGAGCAGGGUGAGACGUUCGAAUGCGAGCAGUACUGUGUGAACAUGGACGUAAACAUUCUCAUUCAGCAAACGGUGCAGAACAUUGUUCAAAGUGUUUGUCUCGAGGACCCAGAUGGAUUUGCCACCUUUGGGGAUCAUGAGCUGAUUUGUUUUGCGGCUGCGGUGAAACACAACAGCUCGAUCAUGUCUCUGCAAAUUCGCUACUUGGACGUUUCUGAUGUGUCCCUCAUUCCGCUUUGCAGGGCCCUCCAUGGGCACCCUAGUAUUCGUGCUUUAGAUCUUUCCGGGACUCGGGGUGGAGAGGGCACCAGCAAGGCGCUGCGACAGUUGGUGUGCACAAAUUCGAAGAUAAUUUUUAUGCGACUUGAAGACACCAUGGUGAACCCAAAGGAUGCAAAUGUUAUUGAGAAAGCGACACGGUACAACUCAAUGGCAUGUACGGACCCCAACAACAAUCCUUUUCACUUAGGGCUGCUAAGGCGAAUCAGUGCGAUGGAUGAGAAAGAGCACAAGUUUCACGAGCAGCUUCAUGCGCGCCCUUGGCUGCUUGGAAACGGAUCGUCCAGUCCGAAGAGAUUCAAAAAGACAGUUUUGAGCACGGCUGCAUCAUCUCAUAUUGGCGGCGAAAUCUGUGCUCAAUUCAUUCAGGGAAGGUGUCCUUACGGCUCGCGAUGCAAGUACAUUCAUCCUGAGCGUACCGUUGCUCUGAAGAACGUCGUUGCGUCCAGUCUCUACAACCGUUCAGAGCAAUAUGGAGAGGGUGACCUUGUCUCAACGGUCCUUUCAACUACAGCUGGGUCUCGGCAAAGGCUGCAGAGUCGUCUACGACCACCUGCAUUUAUGCUGAAGAAGGUGGAGCAAUGCGAGAGGCAGGAAGAGACUCAUGAGAUGUCUAUGGAGUCUCCACCUGUGGUGGAUGCUUCUUUUGCCCAACCCCUGGUUCAUUCAUGGUGGAUGAUGAGUGUCACUGUAGUGUGCUGCUGUGUGAUAAUAGUUACAGUUUUAUAA
Messenger RNA from Leishmania braziliensis MHOM/BR/75/M2904, 1128 nucleotides. RefSeq lists its product as hypothetical. NCBI's taxonomy places the organism in Eukaryota, Euglenozoa, Kinetoplastea, Trypanosomatida, Trypanosomatidae. Bases 1 to 1128 code for a protein of 375 amino acids. The transcript has a single exon. The record is from RefSeq and is a predicted model, not a curated record. Gene Ontology annotation, molecular function: metal ion binding.